This is a messenger RNA of Astrephomene gubernaculifera, 2140 nucleotides long. Lineage: Eukaryota; Viridiplantae; Chlorophyta; Chlorophyceae; Chlamydomonadales; Astrephomenaceae. The record is from the annotation of a GenBank genome assembly.
ACGUUUCUGAUGGUAACACAUCUUGUAUCGGCAUGAUGUAGUAGGGCGCCGCACACUUCAUUCUUAGGCCACGUACAUAUCGUCAGCCAACUGAGGCACCGCCUUACGCGUAUGUUGUUACGGAGAGUAAAACAGGUGGUCAUGGCUAGCACCGCCAGCGAUGCGUUGCCUAGCUCGGAGAGCCCGGCUUUAAAGUUCAAGGUGAUCGCCACCCAGGGUCGCGCCCGCUCCGCCCGCAUGACCCUGCCGCACUUUACCGCGCACACGCCCAUGUUCAUGCCGGUGGGCACGCAAGGCUCCGUGAAGGGGCUCACCAGCGCCCAGCUGGCCGAUCUGGACUGCCACGUCAUCCUGGGUAACACCUACCACCUGGAGAACCGGCCGGGCAGCGACACGGUGGCGGCGCUGGGGGGGCUGCACGGCUUCAUAAACUGGAACAGGGGCAUGCUGACUGACAGUGGCGGCUUCCAAAUGGUGUCGCUGCUGCACCUGGCGGAGAUCACGGAGGCGGGGGUGACCUUCCAGAGCCCGCUGGACGGCAGCGCCAUGCUGCUCACCCCCGAGCAGUCCAUGGCCAUCCAGAACCGGCUGGGGGCGGACAUCAUGAUGGCGCUGGAUGACGUGGUGCCCACCACCGCAAACGACCCCGCCCGCUUCGAGGAGGCAACCCACCGCACCACCCGCUGGAUCGACCGCUGCAUUGCCGCGCACAGCCGCCCGACCGAGCAGAACCUGUUUGCUAUCGUGCAGGGGGGGCUGGACCCGCGGCUGAGGGAGAUCAGCAUGCAGCAACUCGUGGCUCGCGACCUGCCCGGCUAUGCCAUCGGCGGGCUGGCUGGCGGCGAGUCCAAGGACGACUUCUGGCGGGUGGUGGCGCAGUGCACCGCGGGCCUGCCGCCCGGCAAGCCGCGCUACGUGAUGGGCAUUGGUUACCCGCUGGACAUCGUGGUGUGCAGCGCGCUGGGGGCGGACAUGUUCGACUCGGUGUACCCCACCCGCACUGCACGGUUCGGGGUGGCGCUGGUGCCGGAGGGCACCUUGAAGCUGAAGAACGCGGCCAACGCUCGCGACUUCCGCCCCCUGGACCCCACCUGCGGCUGCUCCGUGUGCGCCCGCUACUCCCGCGCCUACCUGCACAACGUGGUCACCCGCGGUAUCGCCUCCGCCGCCAUCCUGGUGACCUACCACAACAUCGCAUACACGCAGAGCCUCACGCGGGCCAUGCGGGCGGCCAUUGAGGAGCAGCGCUUCCCCGAAUGGGUUCGCAACUACCUGAGAACCAUGUUUCCCAAGGGUGAUGUUCCUGGCUGGGUUCGUGAUGCCAUGGCGGUUGCCGGCAUCAGCCUGGAGGGGGUGGUGGCGCCCGGGUCGCCGCAGCCGCCACCUGCUGAGGCAAAGGGGGGCGAGGGGGCUGAGGAGGAGCAGGGGAUGGAGCAGGAGGAGGUGGCGCCCGCAGCUGAGUCGAAGGGGAGACAGGCGCAGCCGGCGGAGGCGUGAUCGGGCGGCGUUGGGGGGUGGCGGUUGCGGGCGGUAUGGGCGCACCCACACCACCGGGGGGGGUGAUGCCGGGCCUUGUGUGCAGCACCGCAUGUGGGUGGAGGAGAUCCAAACGGCUCGAGUACGGUCGAGUGGGGUGCAGUGGGAAACCCUUUGCCCUGGUGCCGGUACGGACUGCCUGGUCUGUGGCGAGAGAGAGUGUACGGCAGUGCGGGGGUUAGGGGGGGCCAGGGGUGUUGAGGGGAGUAGACACACUGAGCCGCGGAGAAUAACCGACAGUGAGGGGUGGUGAGGGGUUAAAAGAGCGUUGACUUGAAAUGUGCGGAUAAGGAGGAGGUGCUGACAGAGGACGCUGAGAGGAGGAGGAGGCGAAGAGGAGGAGGAGGGGUCCAGGAGGAGGAAACCAAGUCCGACAGCAGCCGCAGCAGCUCUUAGCGUGUCAUAAACAAAGUGGUAGCGCUUCAGUUAAGUGGAAAUACAUGAAGGAAAGCCCGCCUAAGUUUCAGCGCUGUAGGUGUCAGCACUGACACGUCCAGUCGCUGGUAGGGAGGUCAUGCAACAAUACGGCAAGGAUGGCAGUCGCCUCCAGCGGCCACCCAGCGGCAAUUGGGGAAGGUGUGCAGUUUGCCGCGUGUAAGCGUUC